AUGUCAACAGCCGGCCUCUCACGUGCGUACGCGGUGCUGCGCCAACUCGAUGUCCUGCGCGCCGAGAGCAUCACCAAUCCGCUGCCCAUGUCCGGCGACCGCCGCUCCCGUGCGCGACGCAAAGAGCGAGGCGGAAGCGAUGUGGGGCGGUCGCUGUUUCCAUCUCGAGAGGAGUUGGCCGUGCGCGGCGUACGUCUGCAGGGAUACCGAACACCACCACCCUCAGACAGGAGAGGGUGGUGUGCCGGCCACGGAGGCGUUAUCUGGGAGGAUUCGAUAGAUGUAGGCGCGACACAGGGGCCGCCUUCCCGCCUUGCCGGGGCGACUGACCACCGUGGCUACUCCUCAAAGCACCCACACGCCUACACACCCGCGCGUUCACACCUCAUCCCUGCAUCCCCCACUCACGACGGACCCCAGGUGGAGUCAUCGCGGCCGGCAGCCGCUGAGAGAGACUGCCAUGCUGCAGCCGCCACCACCAGCGCUGACGUUCAGUCUCGCCGCUCUCCACUCUCUAGCGAGUACGCGCUGGGCGACCGCUACGACCACCAUGCGCCGCCGCCGCCGCCGCCGAGUUGCGGCAGCGGUGCCUCUCCGCUGCUCUUGUCGUCAUCGAACUCCCCUGUCUCACAUCACCGGUACAACACGCAAAUCGCAAGAGAACAACCACUGCGCCGCUCGCCGUCGGCGCGCGUGGCAGUGCCGUCGCCCGUUGUGCUGCCCUCCUCUUUCACGAGCGAGGCAGCGCACGUGGCUGCUGCCCAGACGUCUUCGUUGCUGGAGGUGUACUUUGACAAGGACGACAUGCACGCAGUUCUAGACAGCGUGGCCGCUGCCACUGCUGCUGCUGCUACGUCUCCAGCGCAGCCUGUUACAGUGGCUGCUGGUGCGGCGGAUACUGCAUGUUGCACACACACACGCACGGCUCGUGGCACCCAUCGUGGCUAUGGGGCGGCAGCGGAUUUCAUGCAUAGUCUCGGCGCCUCCGUCGAUGCUUCAGCGACUACGGAGGCUGCCGCCACGCCGUCGUCACUCAGCAACUCUUCCCUGACGGCGAUGGCAGGCGGAGAUGCGCAGUCUGCAAGCGGCACCUCCCUUGUCACCGCAGCCGAUGAUGGGCGACACCCACUUUGGCAGCUAUCCAUGUCAAGGCACGACGUGGGCGACAAGCAACACGGCUGCCGCUCGGCCGCCGCCGCUUCUGCGGCGUCCCUGCCCACGCGCGUGAAGGAUGUCUCCAUCACUCCCAGUGUGGAGCGUCUCCUGGGCGCGCGACACCAAAGAUCGCGGUCUGUUGGGCAGCAGCAUCAGCAGCUGCAGCGAGAAGCAGCGGCCCCUGCAACUGCGGCGUCUCUGCGUCCUCUAUUCUCCCCUCCGCCGUCCGGGGACCUGUCGUCCUUCUACACCGCUGCCGGCCGCAGUGUGCGCGCGGAGGGUGGAGGUAACGCGUACGCGGCAGAGGCACCGCAACACCAGCAGGAAGAGGCGUGCAUCUCUUUGAGCAGACACUCCCGCUUGCCACUGCACGGGAUACCGUCCCCACGUGGUGCAGUCGACGCCGAACCAUCCUCGCCUCGAGUUCUCGCGGAUGGCAGGAGCGAGGGAGUCGGAGAUGAUGGGAGCGGUGGCGCUGACGAGAGUGAGGGCAGCAGCCCUUUGGGCCUCCAUGGCCUCUCCGCAGGCAGGGCUGACGAGGGGAGCAUUGACCAAGACGCGUACCGAAGAGAAGGCGAGUCGCUCCGCCGGCGUGCCCUCCUCGGUGCCGCCGAGGAGAAGUCGGUGCAGAGAGCCGCUGUCGACGACGACCAUCAGCGCCGUGACACACACAGGCCGUCGCAGAACGACUCGAGAGGGCAGGGCGUCGCGUGUGGUGAACGUCGUCGCGUAAUGCCGCUGUUCCCUGCCGCGUACACGAAGGCGGUGCCCUUCCUCGACUACCUGGCGCGCGUCAACGCCGCCGGUUCACACCAGCUGCUCAAGGAGUUGGCUGCCAUGGGCGACGCUUGGGCCACCACCACACCGGCAGAGGACGCCGCCGGGGGUGGAGGUGAGCAUCCUGAGCUUACCGAGCAGGUUGUGGUGGACUGCCUUGCCAUGGACCUGCUCCUCAACAAAUCUGACGCACUUGGGUGCAUUGUGGUGCCUUGGCUGCGCGCGCGUCUGGAGUCGAUGAUGGCGACCCAUUCGGCAGACAGGAUGAACUCCAGCGCCCGAAAGCAUCGCGACCGAGGCAAGGCCGUCGCUGCCAACACACUUCGCCGCACGGGGGAGUCGGAGGCGGAGGGCCUCGGCGAGGGGGAUGCUGCGGCGAACAACAGCGUGCUGUGCGCCAUCAUCGGCCUGGGCCCUGUCGCUUUCACGCUCCUCCCCACCCUCUUACAGCUACUUAUCGGGCUGCCUCCGCCGUCACCAACGUCGAUGUGCGAUGUGCGCCUUGUUGGACUGGCAAUACGCACCGCGGGCGGCGCAGAUGGACUAGAGGCUGUGAUUCGCAUAGUGCAGCAGCAGGCAGAGGGACCGCACGUUCUGGCUGCAGCGGCGUACGCACUUGGCACCUACAGCUUCGAGCUCGUCGGCCAUACGAGCGUCUUGUGCGUUCCAGCUGGCGCGAUGCGUCGGCCUGAUGCGAAGGGAGGCGCAGACUUGCUUUUCCAGCUUGUGCCCGAUGACCUUUCCGCCACUACCGCGGACUUGCUCUCGGCGUCGCCGAUGAUGGAGGAGCUGCGGCCGCUCUUUGGCCGCGACUCUCUCUUGUUCUCUCCCACUGCGACGACAGCAGCGCCGACAGGGCGGCAUCUCCUCUACCUCCAGUCACCACCACCGUACCAGCCCACCCACGUGCUGGUAGACGCGGAGCUCGCACGAUGCGAGUUACUGGCGUACCUCCGCUCCGACCAGUUUCGCGUGACGGACGCGCAUCCGUACGUUAUGGCGCUACUGAAUGAUGCUCUGAGCGCACGGCUGCUGAGCGCCGUCGUGACGCCGGCGGCGCAGAGUCUGUACUCGGCCACCAUGUCGCGGCUGCGCCGAGACCUGCACCGGGUACUGGCUGAAGGUGUUGGCAGCACCGCCCCACACCAACGAGACAAUGACGACGGCAGUGACGUCGAUGAAACGGGGGCAGCUGCGCACGCGCUGCUGCGGCUUCCGCUUCUCCCGUACUCUCUUGAUCGUUUCUUUGCAGAGGAAAAGGAUCUGCUUUUCGCACUGGAGUCGGCGCUGGUGCACGCCUUGUUGGCGCGCUUCGCGACGCCACUGGUGCAGGAGCAGGCGCUCAUGUCGCUGAGCACGCUGCCUCCGGUGGCUCGCGUGCACGUGGUGCAGCCCGUGGUAGACUUCUUUAUGAGGUCGGCACGCACGCUGCAGCUACGACAGGCGACCACGAUGCGACGCUCUGUCGCCCAGGCUGGCCGCACUGACCCUCCGGCAACCAGCCGUGCCCCGCGUAAUGGAGCCAGAGAGGUGGAUGCCGACGACAAUGUCACCGUCGCAGCGGCCAUCGCUGCCGGCACUGUAUGCGUGAACCCCCUCGCCCCGAGCUCGUGCGUAGACAGCUGCGUUGCGUCCCUCGUUCCCGUCUUCCAGGAGUUGCUCCACUCGCCGCUGUGGCGGGUGCGGCACGCGGCGUGUGUGGGGCUCGCGCGCGUUGGUCCAUUGACGGCAGACCCAUCCUCUAUCGUUGACUUCCUGCUCACUUGCCUUGUACUUCACGCCCCUUCGGUGACGGAGGAGAGCACUUCAAACCAGGCGCCGUCUGCCGCCGCCACACGGUCACCAGAGCUGCCAUUGCAGUCUUCCACUGUCGUGUGGUGUCUUGCGCAGCAGCGGCAGGGCGGUGCGCGGGCACUGUUGCAGCUGCUGCAGGACCCCCAGCAGCCUUCGCAAGUGCACCAUUGGUGUGCCUUCCAGCUCGCCGAAGUGGACGUGCGCGAGGCGUGCGCUAAUUUAAACAGGGGCGAGUCCCCUGAAGCCGACGCGCUGCUGGAUGAGAUGGUGCAGGUGCUGGGCAGGCUCAUCGCGACGCAGGGUGCCUUGGAAGAGGACGCUUUGCUACUGUGUGUGCGCGCGUUGGCGGAGGUGGUGCACCGACACUACGUAAAUGCAACAUCGCCGGCCAGCACUGCUGCUGCGAUGAACGCUGUCCUUUUCCUCGACACAGCUGAGCCGUCACAGGAGGCUGCCACCUUGUGCCAGGAGGAGGAGGAGGAGCCUAAUGCCUGCUACAUUGUCCUCACGUCGGUGCUGGAGUCGGCGCUUCUGCCCACCAACGUCCUCAAGGCGCUGUGCCUGUACCUCUGCCGGUACGGCGGUGGCCACGGGGAGCUGUACGCAUGCAAGGCGCUGCUCCAGAGCAGCUCCGUCGCUGUUCGUACCGCUGCCGCAUUUGGGCUGCGGGCCUGCGGCGCCAAGGUUCUGCGUAGCGUCGUGCUGGGCAUGAACGACGACAGCUUCGAUGUGCGGCGGGAGUCCUUCGAGACACUGACUGUCAUCGGUGCAGCUGCGGCGCUGGAGGUGCUGCAUCGGCGACCGGUAGAGCACCGAUAUCAAGUGCAAACCGCACUACGCGAUUGCUUGCUGCAGGAUGCCAGCCGCCCCGUGCCACGCAAGGUCGCCGAGACUCUGUAUCGUGCACUUGUGAGCGAGGAGCCGCUCGUGGCGCAGGAGCUGUCGUAG
Leishmania major strain Friedlin is the source of this 4674-nucleotide messenger RNA. RefSeq lists its product as hypothetical. The record is from RefSeq and is a predicted model, not a curated record. Bases 1 to 4674 code for a protein of 1557 amino acids. The transcript has a single exon. Lineage: Eukaryota; Euglenozoa; Kinetoplastea; Trypanosomatida; Trypanosomatidae.